Messenger RNA from Populus nigra (black poplar), 1142 nucleotides. Its product is annotated as haloacid dehalogenase-like hydrolase domain-containing protein Sgpp. Bases 111 to 1004 code for a protein of 297 amino acids. The transcript is spliced from 5 exons. Lineage: Eukaryota; Viridiplantae; Streptophyta; Magnoliopsida; Malpighiales; Salicaceae. The record is from RefSeq and is a predicted model, not a curated record.
CAGACCAAACCAUUCAACGAUUCGCAUAUCUCACUCGCUCUGAAACUUCCUCUCUGAUUUUGUUUCCUAUCUCUCAUUCCUAGCAAAACCAGACAUACUACUGCUCAAGCAUGAUAUCCUUUGCUUCCAUUCAGCUUCCUCCUCCUCCUCACCACCAGCACCACCACCACACCCUCGUUUCUGCCCAUCUCCACAAAACUACAAUGUACCAACCAAACCGCUUCAAAGAUUUUCCCCGCAUGUCAUCCAUUUCAUCGAAUGCUCGACCAAUCCACAGCGGUGGAAGUUCUCUGGCCUCUGUUGCUCCUUUGGAAGCAAUACUUUUCGACAUUGAUGGAACAUUGUGUGACUCGGAUCCUCUCCAUUUUUAUGCUUUUCGCGACAUGCUUCAAGAAAUAGGUUUCAAUGGAGGAACUCCCAUCACCGAGGAAUUCUUCAUCAAAAAUAUUAGUGGAAAGCAUAAUGAAGAACUACGCGAAAUCCUCCUUCCUGAUUGGGAAAUCCAAAGAUCCCGCAAGUUCUUGGAAGAUAAAGAAGCAUUGUUUCGAAGAUUGGCAUCGGAACAAUUACAGCCUAUGAAGGGCUUGCAAAAGUUGUGCAAAUGGAUUGAGGAUUGCGGUUUGAGAAGAGCUGCUGUUACUAAUGCUCCAAGAUCAAAUGCUGAGCUUUUAAUAUCCAUGUUAGGUCUGUCAGAUUUCUUCGAAAUUCUUGUUCUUGCGAGUGAAUGUGACCGCGUAAAACCAUUUCCUGACCCCUAUCUGAAAGCCCUCCAAGAACUUGACAUUUCUCAUAAGCAUGCCUUUGUGUUCGAGGACUCUGUUUCAGGGAUAAAAGCAGGGAUGGGUGCUGGGAUGCCAGUAGUGGGUUUAGGUACAAGGAACCCUGAGCAGUUAUUGAUAGAAGCUGGAGCUGUUUUUGUUAUUGCGGAUUUUGACGACCCAAAGCUGUGGACAGAAUUAGAAGAAAUGGAGAUAAAGGCAGAGGCAACCACAGCCACCAAAUAGAAACAGUGAUACAACGCGACUCGUGUAAUAAAUCAAGGGGCGAAGCAUUAUGUAACCCCAGGAGCUAGUUAUGUAUGGCUGCAUUGGCUGCAUAACACCUUGACCUAAUGAAAGUAGAGCUAUAGCAUAUUGGAUUUU